AUGAACUUCGGAGGACAGCCUGACGUCAACAAGCUGUUGCUCUGCUGCUGCGGCUACGGCCAAGUGGCUGGCCGCUUCACUGCCGUGACCAGGGAACAAGCUCAAGAGAGCGCCGUGAUUGUCACUUCUGAGACUGGUGCACCUGAUGCCUGCCCCAAGGGGACCGGUAUCGUUGUAUUCGAGGCCCCUGAUGAUGCACGCAACGCCAUCCAGCAGUUCAAUGGCUACGACUGGGCAGGGCCGAUGUGGACGGCAGGCCCAUCCAUCCCAUAG
Sordaria macrospora k-hell is the source of this 273-nucleotide messenger RNA. RefSeq lists its product as uncharacterized. Lineage: Eukaryota; Fungi; Ascomycota; Sordariomycetes; Sordariales; Sordariaceae. The record is from RefSeq and is a predicted model, not a curated record. Gene Ontology annotation, molecular function: RNA binding.